Messenger RNA from Nothobranchius furzeri (turquoise killifish), 1902 nucleotides. The record is from RefSeq and is a predicted model, not a curated record. Lineage: Eukaryota; Metazoa; Chordata; Actinopteri; Cyprinodontiformes; Nothobranchiidae.
AAGAUUGUUCUUCUUCCUUCUCCUUUUCAGUAACGGUCUUAUUGUAAGAUCUCUCUCAUUUAAUCAUUUUGUUAUUGGAGAUGUGCACAGCCAUGUGUGAAAUAAAUAAACCAAUGAAUGAAUGAAUUUUUAAAGUUGUGAAAUGAGCUUUGUGUCCCUGAGCUAUGACUAUCAGGAAGUAACAGAUGUAAAACUUUUGAUAAGGAAGUCUUCAGAGGGCAGAACCUGACUCCUGCUCUGAUAAAGAGACGAGGCUCACCAGAUGAUGCUUCACAUCACAUACAGAAGAACAUGGUUCAAACAGUGCUGACGGUGUUCCUGCUGGUCUGCAGCUCGGGACUCCGGGCUGAACAACCAGCAGUGAAGUCUGAAGUCAGAUUGAAGGGAGGAACCAGUCGCUGUGAUGGAACCCUGGAGAGGAAAGAUCAGGGAGACUGGAAGAAUGUGGAGGACCAGAGAAUGGACUGGACCAUGACAUCAGCAGGUGAAGCGUGCAAACAGCUGGACUGUGGAUCUGUGGUGUCAAUAUGGAGAGAAUAUGAUGAAAUGAGGAUUACCUGUUUAGAUUCAGUCAGACUGGUUAAUGGGACUGGUCUGUGUUCAGGAAGACUGGAGGUGAACUUUAACCAGUCAUGGUCCCCAGUGAGUGAAGAUGGUUUUGACCAGCAGGAUGCAGAGGUGGUAUGUAAGGAGCUGGGCUGUGGUUCUCCUUCAGUCCUCCAGGGGGCGCUUUAUGGAGAAACAGAGGAUCCAACAUGGAGCAGAGAGUUCCAGUAUGAAGGCAACGAGGCUGUUCUGUUGGACUGUGAUGGUUCUGAUAGAAAAUAUUCUGGUAACGCUGUUGGACUCACCUGCUCAUAGCUAGAAGACUGGUUCCGGUUGGUUGGGGGAGAAAAUCGGUGUGCUGGGAGGCUGGAGAUGAAACACAAAGAUGAAUGGGAACCAGUAGAUGGGUAUUUUGGGAUCCCGAGGAUGACAGGCGAAGUGUGUAGACAGUUGGACUGUGGCCCUCCUCAGUGGGUCACUAAAGGAAGAAUGACCUCGGGAACAGAUGUCUGGGGAUUGGAUUCUGACUGCCAUGCAUCUUCUCUGAACGAAUGUGUGAAACUCAUCCCAAUUUCCUUUGAUUCCACAGAAUUGACCUGCUCAGCUGUUGCUGUUUCUAACAUGGUGCAAGCUGAGGGGUUUGUUGAGCCGUCAGUGGAACAGGUUCAGAGCUCCGUCACACUGGUUAAAGGCAAUAAUGUGUGUUCAGGCACGCUGGAGGUGAAGCUCAACCAGUCCUGGGGCCCCAGGUCCUCAGUGUGUGAAGAUGGUUUUCACCAACAGGAUGCAGAAGUGGUCUGUAGGCAGCUGGCCUGUGGGACUCCUUCAGUCCUACGGGGGGCACUCUAUGGAGAAACAGAGGCUCUGGUACUGAGCAAAGAGUUCCAGUGUGAAGGCAAGGAGUCUGCUCUGCUGGACUGUAGAAUCUCAGGAUCAGAAAGAAACACCUGCUCACCUGGUAAAGCCGUCUGACUCACCUGCUCAGGUUAUGUCAGGUUAAUGGGAGAGGCCAGCUGCUGUGCUGGGAGGAUGGAGGUGUUACACCAGGAUGAGAGGAGACCAGUAUAUGAUUUGUCUGGUGACUGGAACAACGAGUCAGCUGCUGCAGUGUGUUCUCACCUGGGUUGUGGUUCUGUUGUUCUAACGAGAACGUUAAGAGACUCUCCACACCAGCUUGUGUGGAGGAUCACUCCAUCUUGUCUGCCGUCAUAUUCUUUGCUACGAGUGUGUUUACAUGGUGCUUCAGACUGCUACUUGUCUCAAACCUUGGAGCACCUUGGUUCCACCACCGUAUUGGACUACCUCUUACCUGUUUCUGUUUCCGAGCUCGUUCCAGUCUUUCCAGGGAGAAAGUAG